Molecule: messenger RNA, 990 nt
Organism: Brassica oleracea var. oleracea
Lineage: Eukaryota; Viridiplantae; Streptophyta; Magnoliopsida; Brassicales; Brassicaceae
Exons: 6
Coding region: 428-829 (133 amino acids)
Source: RefSeq, a predicted model, not a curated record
GUUCCACUCUCUCCUCUUUUCCAUCGUCAAUACCUCUCUCUAUUUUCUUCACUGCCUUCAUCCUCCUGCUCCUCUCCUCUGUUGCCGCCGCUUUCCUCCUCUUACCCUGCUGCACGCGUUUCGGGCGGUUGGCUCUACCGAGAAGUCUCGGACUUCACCUCAUUGGCGAGACUCGGAUCUGGUCGGAGCUUACAAUACGGAGGAUCCUGGGCCUUAAAUUGAGGAGAAAAUUUCCCAGAAUCGGUUUUAAUGACGCAUAUAUUGGUGAACUGAUGAUUUGCUUAGCUGACCCGGAGUCGAAUCGGUUUCUUAUUCAGAACAAAGAGAAGCUUUUGGAUUGCUCUCAUAUUGUCUCCCUUCAAACGGUACAGAUUCGAUAUUAUAGAAGGAUGGGUGUAUAUCGUCAAAAAAAGGAGGGAUGCAUUGAAUGUGGCGUAGUGGAAAGAGUGGUUCAAUGAUAUUGAUAAGAACGUUACUUAUGUUGAUUGACUGCAAAAGUAAAUCGUUCAGAAGUAAUAGAUUGAACAAUUAUUUUGAACGUUACUUUUAUUAUAUACUUAUGCAAAGAUUGGGACGUCAGUCUUCAUCGAGAUCCAGGUCGUCCAACUUAAACACCGAAAUGCGUAUACGUUCAUCGACAAACUCAACCAUACCUCCACAGAGUGGAGUUUUGGGAUCUCGUCGAAGAAGUUAUGAAAGUCAAGUUCAAUUUGAAGAAUCAUCAUCUUUAACUCAACGCAGGAGGAUAACACCGGCAAGUGGAAAUGUUGGUUCACGUACAAUCUAUCCCGGUGAAGAAAGGUCGUUGAUCUAUCUUCAAAGACCUUGAAUAUGCCAAAAGGGUAAUAAUGUAUUGCUAUGGUCCCUCCUUUGUUUUAUGUUGUUGCAGCAGCAAGUGUUUAUGAUGUUUUAAGGGUUGAUGUCAGUUUACAUUGUGAUAUUGUAAACCUUAUCUGGAAAUCGCUUAAACAAGUAUAUUUGUUUUUCUUC